GCAGAGCGGUUAUGAACAUGGCGAUGAUGAUAAAUGCUUUCCCCGACCAUGAAAGGAAGCGAAAUGGAUAUUGUAGGUAUUUUGCACGAGGCGAAUGCCGUUCUGGUAAUGACUGUAAAUUUUCUCAUGAUCCUGACGACAUUCCAAUUUGUAGAUACUUCAUGGAAGACAGAUGUCAUUUUGGUGCAGAGUGUUGGUACAGGCACCCAGGAGAAGAAGAAAACAUGUUUGAUAUGAGCCCUAUCGCAGCUAUUCUAGGUAACACAURUGUUCUCAUUUUGCCUCUUGAUAAGAGUGAAACUCUAGAGGAAUUUUCUGACAUGCUCAAAGAGUAUAGUAUCAAAGACUGGUCGCCAGAGGACAUCUUCAAACUGAUAACAACUCUUGUGCAAAUUGAUGUUAAAGUUUAUGAUGAAUAUGACUUCAUUACAAGCAAGAUCCUAGGUGAUGUGCUACGACUUUGGAAACCAGAAUCCAUGGAUGUUGCAUCUUUGUUGAUGAUGAUUGUGGAUAAACUUGAUGCUGAUCUUACUGCCCUUAUUUUAACUGUUUGUAACUCACCUACCAAAGUGAAAUYCCUAGAGAAGCACAUUGCUUUGACUAUGAUACAGGCAGAGAAAAAGGACCCUACCAAAUGGGGACCAAAAGCUGUAGGUCAUCUCUUUCAGCAAAUUGAAGAAAAUGGCUUCAAUGUUGAYGCAAUAGAAUUUUUCYACUAYACUGGGAAGGAAUUACAAGAUGCUGAGAAGCUGGGUCAACUUGUCCAUGAUUACUUGGUGGCUACUGCAGAGAAAGAUUCCUUUGAAUGCAGAUGUAAGACGGCUGAGUGUGAAUGCCCAGUUGCAGCAGAUGAAGGUGUUGCAUUCAUCAUAUUUGCAGGAUUGCAGAGGAAGUUAGAGUGGAACGAUGAAGACAAAGUGAAGUUUUUUAAGAAAGCAACUGAUUCACUUUGGAAGCCAGAACUUCUAGCAGAGCUUGGUGAAACCUUUGGAGUGAAAGAACCCUUGAAGAUUGCAACUCCAUUAAAACUGAACACUCACAAGAAUASCCAARUCAACCAUGGACAAGACAUCAGCAAAAAAACAGUCCARAUCCUUCAAAAUGAUAGCAAAGCAAAGAAAUGCCAGGACAAAUUGUGCAACAACCAGAAAAAGAAAGAUUGUGAUAACAUGAUGUGUGGAAGAUGCUGUAGAAAGAGUGGGAAGACAUGCACUGCUCAUGAAGAUCCCUGGRAAAUCUUUAUCCCUCCUCAGUACCAGUCMGGAACACAGYUUUACAAGAUUGAACCCAGCGUCUUCUUCUCCAACAAACAGAAAUUUGAUGAGUUGACUUCAAAUGCUUCUGACAAACAGRUAUGCCGUGUUGGUUUUGACAGUGAGUUUUCUGUAAUGGACCCUGACCUCAUCAAAGUGGUUGACCUGUGGGGCAGUAACUUGGUCGUACUGACUUUAGGAUCCAGUGAUUCUGGAUGUGGUUCACACCUCACUGACAAAGCAAUCCAKCACCUUGCAGAAAAGUGUCCUAARCUGCGCAAACUGAAGCUGGAAUCAGUGACAGGAGCAACUGACAAGGCCAURAUUGACAUYAUUGAKAAAUGCRUCCACCUUGAGGAACUGGAUGUUACAGGAAAUGAUAAGAUCAGUGKAAGACUAACUGACAAAUCCUUGAAGAAGUUGUUUGACGACAAKGUCCUCCCAAAUCUUAAGCAGUUAUGUGUAACAGAUCAGAGUGGUAUUAAUCGUGAUGUUGUCUAUAGGCUGAGACGCAGGCGUCCCAACCUGAAGGUCAUUGCUGGGGAGACGGACAGCGAUAGCUUUGCUCAUUCCAUGGUGUUGUCAAUGAUGGGGCUUGAUUAUGGUGAUGGACUUUACUAAUAAUAAUAAAGAACUUAAAAAUAAAUGUUGCUUAUAUAUACCAACUAAAAAUAGAUAAAUAAUGUUAUUACAAAGCUUCAUAUGUAUAGAUAAAUAAUGUUAUUACAAAGCUUCAUAUGUAUAGAUAAAUAAUGUUAUUACAAAGCUUCAUAUGUAUGGAUAUCAUAUCGUAUGAAAGGUAUAUUUAUUGGCUGAUGUACAUCAUUGAUAAUAGCAAAGAAUUGAUAAGAUUGGUAUAUGUACAAUUGAGAUUUUGUUGUAUUUAACAACAAGAAUAAUAUAAAAAAGUAAUUAACU
Molecule: messenger RNA, 2171 nt
Organism: Exaiptasia diaphana
Lineage: Eukaryota; Metazoa; Cnidaria; Anthozoa; Actiniaria; Aiptasiidae
Exons: 9
Coding region: 12-1874 (620 amino acids)
Biological process (GO): protein polyubiquitination
Molecular function (GO): metal ion binding; ubiquitin protein ligase activity
Source: RefSeq, a predicted model, not a curated record